Molecule: messenger RNA, 273 nt
Organism: Meloidogyne enterolobii
Lineage: Eukaryota; Metazoa; Nematoda; Chromadorea; Rhabditida; Meloidogynidae
Source: the annotation of a GenBank genome assembly
AUGCUUCACGGAGGCCUUUCUAACCCUCACGUUCAACAAUGGCUUCCAAAUCUUUGCAUUUUAUUUAUUUUAUUAGGAGGGGCAUUUGCCUUUUACACAACAUUAUUUCCUGAACGCCUCUUUCCUGGAAAAUUUGAUUUAAUUGGUUGUUCACAUCAAUGGUGGCAUAUUUUUGUACUUGCUGCCAUGGUAUUUUGGAAUUGGUCGGGAAUCCAACUUUUAACUUUUUACCAUUCAACAACAAAUAAUAAUACAUAUAAUAUUUUUAAAUAA